AUGUUCAGAAAGAUCCACUCCAUCUUUAGCUCCAGCCGGCAGAGGAAGGCUGCUGCGGAGAGCCCCUACUGCAACGGAGCCGGUCCCACCGUGAGGCUCAUUCGCAGCAGCUCCAUGUACGUGGUCGGGGACCACGGCGAGAAAUUCAGUGAGUCCUUGAAGAAGUACAGAAGCACGAGCAGCAUGGACAGCAGCCUGUACUACCCUCCCCAGGAGGAGGACCGGGCCUGGAUGUAUUCGCGCACCCAGGACUGUCUGCAGUACCUGCAGGAGCUGCUGGCCCUGCGCAAGAAGUACCUCAACAGCUUCAGCGACCUCAAGGCCCACCGCACACAGGGCGUUUCCUCCACCUCCUCCAAAUCCUCCAAGGGAGGCAAAAAGGCCUCUGGCCAAUCCUCCUCCAAAGAAAUAAAGAAAGUAGCUUCAAAGAAAUACUCGCAGUUCAGUGCCGAUGUGGCCGAGGCCAUCGCCUUCUUCGACUCCAUCAUUGCAGAGCUGGAUACAGAGAGGGGACCCCGGGUGGCCGAGGCUGACCUGCUGAAUGAAGACGUGGAUUUUGAUGUGGCCACCAGCUCCCGGGAGCACAGCUUGCAUUCCAACUGGAUCCUGCGGGCCCCGCGCAGACAUUCUGAGGACAUUGCUGGACAAGCUGGCCACACCUCAGACAGCCAGUUUCGAAGGAGCAUGGAGCGCAGGACCAUUGGCACCCAGAGGAGACUGGAGAGGCACCCCAUUUACUUGCCCAAGGCUGUGGAAGGGGCAUUCAACACCCUGAAAUUUAAGCCCAAAGCCCACAAAAAAGACCUGGGGAGCUCCAGACAGAUCCUCUUCAACUUCUCAGGAGAAGAUACGGGAUGGGAUACGGAGCUCUUUGCACCGGAGCCCAUGGCGUCUCCAGGGGAGGACUACUAUGAGACAGAGAAUCCCAAAGGGCAGUGGCUGCUUCGAGAAAGACUAUGGGAGCGGACAGUGCCCUGA
Molecule: messenger RNA, 978 nt
Organism: Marmota monax (woodchuck)
Lineage: Eukaryota; Metazoa; Chordata; Mammalia; Rodentia; Sciuridae
Gene: CUNH13orf42
Product: chromosome unknown C13orf42 homolog
Exons: 4
Coding region: 1-978 (325 amino acids)
Source: RefSeq, a predicted model, not a curated record